AUGAUUACUCAGAAUGAAAUCUUGAGGAUUGUCUACCUGAACCAGAUUGUAAUUGGAGUCCUAGGGAACUCUUUCCUCAUAUUCCUUUACUGUUUUAAGUUGAACAGUGGUCAUAAAACAAAAUCUAUAUUUCUUAUUCUCAUACAUUUUCUCUUUACCAAUAUAAUUUUGCUCCUUUUCAGGGGAAUUCCUAAAGCAAUUGAUGUCUGGGGAUUAAAGUAUUUUGUGGAUUAUACUGGGAGUGUAUUUCUAACUUACAUGCAAAGAGUGACUCGUAGCCUUUCCCUCUGUAGCUGCACCCUGCUGAGUGUCUUUCAGGCCAUCAAAAUCAGUCCAAGCAGUCUCAGAAUAGCAGAGUUAAAAACCAGAGCCCUGAAGUGCAUCUUUUCCUGCUGUCUUUUCUGUUGGGUCCUGAAUCUGCUGAUAGAUAUAGUUCUGCCUUUGUAUGUCAUUGGUCUCAGGAACAGAACAUACAGUAAAGAGGAACAGAACAUUGGAUUUAGUGCUUUAGAUCUCCAUACAAUGAAGACUACAAUAUUCCUCAUCUGGAAGUUUGCUUACGAUGCAUUCUUUGUGAGUGUCAUGGCCAUUACUAGCGGCUGUAUUGUGCUUUUUUUGUAUAGACAUCACCAACGAGUUCGACACAUGCACAGGAGUAUGCUGUCUCAAAGAGGUUCUUCAGAGACCCAUGCUGCCAAAGCCAUCUUGCUAUUGGUGAUCACCUUUGUUAGCUUUAACUUCAUGAGUUCUUUUUUUGUAAUGUAUAUGACUUUUUUAAAAGUUGCUAGUCCUGUGUUGCUUCAUGUCUCAGUUUUUCUUUCUCUCUUGUUUCCAACUGUCAGCCCUUUCAUACUACUCAAAAGUGACACUCAAAUUACAAGUUUCUAUUGUGUCCAGUGA
Messenger RNA from Gracilinanus agilis (Agile Gracile Mouse Opossum), 900 nucleotides. Its product is annotated as vomeronasal type-1 receptor 1-like. Gene Ontology annotation, biological process: G protein-coupled receptor signaling pathway. The record is from RefSeq and is a predicted model, not a curated record. The transcript has a single exon. Bases 1 to 900 code for a protein of 299 amino acids. Gene Ontology annotation, molecular function: pheromone receptor activity. Gene Ontology annotation, cellular component: membrane. Lineage: Eukaryota; Metazoa; Chordata; Mammalia; Didelphimorphia; Didelphidae.